Perkinsus marinus ATCC 50983 is the source of this 940-nucleotide messenger RNA. Its product is annotated as serine/threonine-protein kinase RIO1, putative. The record is from RefSeq and is a predicted model, not a curated record. The transcript has a single exon. Gene Ontology annotation, molecular function: ATP binding; protein serine/threonine kinase activity. Gene Ontology annotation, biological process: protein phosphorylation. NCBI's taxonomy places the organism in Eukaryota, Perkinsozoa, Perkinsida, Perkinsidae. The annotation marks the transcript as partial.
GUCUUCUUCUUCUUCUAUGGUGUAUGAUGAUAACGAGCAACAGCAGCAUUGUAAGAAUGAUGGUAGCUGCUCGUCAUCGUAUGUUGUUGGUCAUCAUGCAAUGAAUUCUAUAUUAUAUGCUAAUAAGAAAGCUGAUGAAUAUAGAAGGCAUCUAGGUCUAACACAAGAUACUCGUGCUACUGUUGAUAAUGUAUUAGAUCCACGUACUAUUAAUAUACUUAAUAAGAUGCGUAAUAGAGGUGUAUUUACUGAUGUAUCUGGUACUAUAUCUACUGGUAAAGAAGCUAAUGUAUAUUAUGCUACUACUACUACUACUGAUGAUACCUAUAGUGAUGAACUUACUAAUGGUGGUGGAUUGGCACUUAAAGUCUAUAAGACUAGUAUAUUGGUAUUCAAGGAUAGAUCUAAAUAUGUUGAAGGUGAAUAUAGAUUUAGGAAGGGUUAUUGUAAAAGUAAUCCACGUAAAAUGGUUACUAUGUGGGCUGAAAAAGAGAUGAGAAAUCUUAAACGACUUAAUAUGUAUAAUAUACCAUCACCUAAUGUUAUUGAAUGUCGUAAUAAUGUAUUAGUUAUGGAAUAUCUUGGUAGUGAUGCUACUCAUUCAUAUCCAAGAUUAAAAGAUAUAUCUAAUAGUAUGGUCAUGGAUAUCUAUAUACAGGUUAUUACAAUAAUGAGAGUUAUGUUCAAUAAAUGUCAUCUAGUUCAUGGUGACUUAUCUGAGUUUAACUUAUUAUUAUCUCCUCAAGGUGUGGUAUAUGUUAUUGAUGUAUCACAAUCUGUUGAACAUGAUCAUUAUCAAGCAUUAGAUUUCCUUAAAAGGGAUAUAGUCAACAUAACACGUUUCUUUCGUAAGACUAUGAUUAACGAACAUCAUCAUGAUCAUCAUGAUGAUCAACAUCAACAUCAACUACAUCUUCUACAUGUAAAUACUCUCUUUGAC